Cuscuta campestris is the source of this 2014-nucleotide messenger RNA. The record is from the annotation of a GenBank genome assembly. NCBI's taxonomy places the organism in Eukaryota, Viridiplantae, Streptophyta, Magnoliopsida, Solanales, Convolvulaceae.
GCACAAACUCUAUUCUUUUUCUUUCUAGGAUUUGAUUCCCCCUUCAUAUUUGGAUGAGCUCUCUUUGUUACAAGAUCAAAUAACUCCAUUUCCCAAUGAAGUUGCUUUUAGUACAAUAGAGCAAGAGCUUGGAUUGCCAUUAGAUGUACUUUUCUCUGAGAUUUCACCAGAGCCUGUUGCAGCAGCAUCACUUGGACAGGUUUACCAAGCUAGGCUUCGCUCUAAUGGGCAAAAAGUUGCCGUCAAAGUGCAAAGGCCAGGAGUUCAAGCUGCAAUCUCCUUGGAUAUUUUGAUUUUAAGGUUUCUAGCAGGCCUAGUAAGGAAAGCGGGAAAGUUCAAUACUGAUCUUCAGGCGGUUGUUGACGAGUGGGCAUCAAGCCUUUUUUGGGCAAUCCAAUUGAAUGCAGGAGAUGGAUUAUAAGAGGGAAGCACGUAAUGCAGUCAAAUUCAGGCAGUUGUAUGGUGACAUUAAAGAUGUUGUGGUUCCAGAAAUGUAUAUGUCACAAACUACUCGUAAAGUUCUCACCAUGCAAUGGGUGGAGGGGACAAAGCUGGCUGAAAUAAAGGAUCUUUAUUUGAUUGAGGUUGGGGUGUACUGCUCAUUCAAUCAACUUUUGGAACAUGGAUUUUAUCAUGCAGAUCCACAUGCUGGAAACUUUCUUCGUACAUAUGAUGGAAAGCUUGCCUACUUAGACUUUGGAAUGAUGGGAGAAUUUAAACAAGAGCUUCGCGAUGGCUUCUUGGAAGCAUGUCUCCAUCUUGUAAAUCGUGAUUAUGAUGCACUCGCCAAGGACUUUGUCACUCUUGGGCUUCUUCCACCAACAGUAGACAAGGAUGCAGCUACAACGGCAUUAACAGGUGUUUUCCGAGAUGUUGUUGCAAAAGGAGUUCAGAAUAUAAGUUUCGGGGAUUUUCUCAAAGAUUUAGGAGUAAACAUGUACAAAUUCAAAUUCCGCAUACCCCCGUAUUUUUCUCUAGUAAUUCGGAGCCUUGCUGUUUUGGAAGGGAUUGCAAUCAGCUACAACCCAAAUUACAAAGUUUUAGGUAGUACAUACCCUUGGAUCGCCAGGAAAGUGCUGACUGACAGCUCAUCUAAACUGAAAUCUACUCUACAAGCCCUUCUAUACAAGGAUGGUAAAUUCAGGAUAGAUCGUUUGGAGUCUCUCAUUUCAGAGUCCCUCCAUGCCAGGACAGAGAGAACCCUCAUUAUGGAGCAAAGUGAAAUCCAUGAAUCUAGGUUCUUUAUCAAGCAAGUUCUUGCUUUUGUAUUGGAUACAAAGGCUACAUUCUUAAGAGAGUUACUUCUUGAUGAGCUCGCCAAGGGGUUGUAUGCACUUGGACUUGCAAGUUUUGAUUCAGUAACGACUGCUGUGUUAGCAAACCUACCCUUCUCUUCUUCCUAUUCAUUUUCUUCAAUGACAGAAGAAGACAGUGUUAAUCUUAGAAAUUUGCAGCGACUUGUACUAUUUCUACAAGGACUCAAUAAUGCGCCCGGCAUGGGGAAACCAUCAAAUGGAGCACCUUUUGCCUUUAGUCAGUUUAGGUCUGCUCAGGAACCGCUACAACUUCUUUCUGUCAUCUCUGAGCUCCCACAAGACAUGCAACAACAGCUGCUGUUGAGUUUACCAGCCGAUUUAACAGGAAGGGUGGCUUCACGUGUUGCUGCGAGGGCAUUGCGUAGGAUCUUCCUGUGAAGGAAUACAAUCACCAUGUUUAUGUUAUUCUUCCUUGCAUGUAUCUACGACAAAUUUGUGGAUUGCCACCCCCAUCUUCACUGCACUGUAAGUAAGUUGUAAGCAAAAAAUUGACAAAACUAAGCCAAUAGAACUGUGUUAUUCAUGGAACUCCAAGAGUGAAUAGUGAGUGGAUGAUAUCAGAAUGGUUUGACACAUUUAACUUCCUUUGCUUCUUUUAUAUGAAGUUUUGGUAGUACAUGGAGCAAUGUGUCAAGAACCUGAUGGAAAGAGUGUAACCCACUACUCUCUUUGUUCCAGAAUAAGGUUCUUGUUCACUA